Molecule: messenger RNA, 873 nt
Organism: Plasmodium fragile
Lineage: Eukaryota; Apicomplexa; Aconoidasida; Haemosporida; Plasmodiidae
Product: 2-C-methyl-D-erythritol 2,4-cyclodiphosphate synthase
Exons: 2
Coding region: 1-873 (290 amino acids)
Biological process (GO): terpenoid biosynthetic process
Molecular function (GO): 2-C-methyl-D-erythritol 2,4-cyclodiphosphate synthase activity
Source: RefSeq, a predicted model, not a curated record
AUGUUACGAAUACGUUACACCUAUGUAGUGCUACUUCUCUACAUGAUUAUAAUUUUGCUAGCUUCAUCAGACGGAAGGAGAAAAAAAAAAGGUGUCCAAAAGGAACUCGCCGGGCGGCGCUCCUUUCUUGGUCCGGGCAUAAACAUACGUGAAGUGAAGAUACACGAGCAGUGGAAAAAAAAAAAAAACACACUGGAGUCAAAGUUGGGCGUAAAAUUGAAAUUCACCUUAAAAUCGACUUCCACGUCGACGUCAACGCCAGAGUCUACAACGCCAACUUCGACAACGCCGAAGGGGGAAUUGCCCUUCCCGUAUGACAGUGUGAGAAUAGGCCAGGGCUACGACAUUCACCAGAUACGGGUCGGCCCCCCGGAAGACAUCACCGCUGACUCCACCGCGGACUACACAGCGCAUGCGAACAAGCAGAAUUUCAAAAGGCUGACCAUCGGGGGGGUGCAAUUGGACAACAUUUCUGUCCUGUCGCACAGCGAUGGGGACGUCAUUUUUCACGCAUUAGUGGAUGCCCUACUUGGCGGCAUGAAUUGUUCGGACCUGGGAACCCUCUUUCCUGAUGGAUCAGAAAAAUAUAAAAAUAAAAACUCACUUUCCUUUUUAAGAUAUGCCAGACUACUUUUGUAUAAAAAGAAUUACGCCAUCGCAAAUGUAGACAUCAUCGUCAUUGCGGAAGUUCCAAAAAUAAGUCCCAUUAGGGAGCAGAUUGUUCGAAAUAUAUCUUCUGCCCUGGGCAUCUCGGAAUCGCAGAUCUCCCUCAAAGGAAAAACACACGAACAGCUCGGCCCCAUCGGACAGAAAAAGGCAAUCGAGUGCUUCGCAAAUGCCCUUUUAAUUCGAAAAAAAUCAGAAAAAAUUUGA